This is a messenger RNA of Equus caballus (horse), 1461 nucleotides long. It is a transcript of the gene TIMM21, whose product is annotated as translocase of inner mitochondrial membrane 21. Gene Ontology annotation, biological process: protein import into mitochondrial matrix. The record is from RefSeq and is a predicted model, not a curated record. Gene Ontology annotation, cellular component: TIM23 mitochondrial import inner membrane translocase complex. NCBI's taxonomy places the organism in Eukaryota, Metazoa, Chordata, Mammalia, Perissodactyla, Equidae.
UUGCACUUUGGGAGAUGUAGUCCUUUUGCCUUCCCGCUGUGGCAACUCAGUAACACUUGAGAUCCUCAAACUACUAUUCCCAGGACUUCUAGGGGUUUCCCAGGUUGCUUUGCAAAGACAUAGUGGGGCGAUCGUGAAUGUCGGCACAGAAGGUAAUCAAAGCACUUUAAUUCAAGUAAAAAGAUGCCGAAAGAGUAGGGGAGGUGGACGUCAACGUCCUUCGGGAGACUUUUCGACUGCAGAAGCUAACGUUUUUGCCGAACACGCCGCGCAGAAUUUCCGGUGUGAAUGUGUAGACUUGAGUAGGCGUCCGCCUGGGGUGUAGCGGGAAGUGAAGCUUUUCGAGGUUGGCAUCUUGCAUAAACGGAGCGGCUUUCUGUGAACAUGAUUUGUACUUUUCUACGAGCUCUACAGUGUACGGAGAAGCUGCACAGGUCUUCGGGGAAGCGGCUGUUUUUGCCACACUUGGUGCUUAACAAAGCUUGCUUGAAAACUGAGCCCGGUUUGAGAUGGGGGCUGCAAGAGCGGAAGAAAACGGUGCGGCCUCCGUGUAUUGUUGGAGUCUCCCAGAAAACCAUCUGGACGCAGGGACAGAGCCCCCAGAGAGCCAAGGAGGACAGCAGCAAACAAGUGUCUGUGCACAGCAGUCGGAGAGGGGAACCCGUCAUCUCAACGUCACAGAAAGUGAAAGAAGCCGGACGAGAUUUUACCUAUUUGAUAGUGGUGCUUAUUGGAGUCAGCAUUACAGGUGGCUUGUUCUACACGAUUUUCAAAGAACUUUUUUCUUCAUCCAGUCCUAAUAAGAUAUAUGGGAAAGCCUUAGAAAAAUGCAGAUCACACCCCGAGGUGCUCAGUGUCUUUGGGGAGCCUGUGAAAGGCUACGGGGAGGCGACGCGGCGCGGACGAAGGCAGCACGUCAGUUUUAUUGAAUACGUAAAAGAUGGGCUGAAACACAUGCGUGUGAAAUUCUACAUCCAGGGCUCUGAGCCUGGGAAGCAAGGAACCGUGCAUCUCGAAGUGAAAGAGAACCCAGAAAGUGGCGAAUAUGAAUUUCAAUACAUAUUUGUAGAACUUGAACCCUACCCUAGAAGAACUAUUAUCAUUGAAGAUAAUCGGUCCUGAGACAAUUAAAAGAAGCAAGCAAGCAUGCUAAUUGCUGCUGGAUGUUGGGUGGUGCAGACUCACAGCUCUCAUCUUCACAGCUCCUCCACAGUCUAUUUUGAAUAGGACGGGAAAGAGUGUGUAGUUCAUGAAAGUGAAUGUAACUGGGUAGUUGUUGCAUUUAGACAAACUGAACUAGAGAUCUUCUUGUAGAGUGAAAAAUCAUGACAUAGAGCAUAUUUUGUGUUAUCUCAUUGAAUCAUCAAUCGUGGACAGUAUUUGUGCUCUACUUAAAAUCAUCUUUUAUGAUAAGAAAUUUUGAUUAUUAAAAAUUUUUCACCAUGUAAAUAAGAAAACAGA